Grus americana (Whooping crane) is the source of this 5633-nucleotide messenger RNA. It is a transcript of the gene APPL2, whose product is annotated as adaptor protein, phosphotyrosine interacting with PH domain and leucine zipper 2. The coding region runs from base 181 to 2154 and encodes 657 amino acids. The record is from RefSeq and is a predicted model, not a curated record. Gene Ontology annotation, cellular component: endosome membrane; cytoplasm. The transcript has 21 exons. Gene Ontology annotation, biological process: signaling. Gene Ontology annotation, molecular function: protein binding. Lineage: Eukaryota; Metazoa; Chordata; Aves; Gruiformes; Gruidae.
GCCGCCCCCACCCCGUCAGCAGAGACAGCCAGCCAGCCGCCGUGCCCCGCUGUCCGCGGAGAGCCGCGGCCGCCCCCGCGGGGAGGGACGCCGCCGAGCCCCGCCGCCGGGGCGUGCCAGCGGGCGUCCGCCGUCGCCGAGCACCCAGCUGCCUGCGCCCAGCCGCACCGCAGCGCCAACAUGCCCGCCGUCGAUAAACUCCUCCUGGAAGAGGCUUUGCAGGACAGCCCGCAGACUCGGUCUUUGCUCAGUGUAUUUGAAGAAGAUGCAGGAACCCUUACUGAAUAUACAAACCAGUUGCUUCAGGCAAUGCAACGAGUCUACGGUGCUCAGAAUGAAAUGUGUCUUGCCACGCAACAGCUUUCGAAGCAGCUCCUUGCAUAUGAAAAGCAGCAUUUUGCCUUAGGUAAAGGAGAUGAAGAAGUGAUAUCCACCCUUCAUUACUUUUCAAAAGUUGUGGAUGAGCUCAAUAUUCUUCAUUCUGAACUGGCAAAACAGCUCGCAGAUACGAUGGUUCUCCCAAUAAUACAAUUUCGGGAAAAGGAUCUCACAGAAGUAAGCACAUUGAAGGAUCUUUUUGGCCUUGCUAGCAAUGAACAUGACGUGUCCAUGGCAAAGUAUAGCAGGUUACCGAAAAGGAAAGAAAAUGAAAAGCUGAAGGCAGAAGUGGCAAAAGAAGUGGCAAAUGCAAGAAGAAAGCAGCACCUUUCAUCUCUGCAAUAUUACUGUGCCCUGAAUGCUCUGCAGUACAGGAAGAGAGUGGCAAUGAUGGAACCUAUGCUAGGAUAUACACGAGGACAGAUCAACUUUUUUAAGAAAGGAGCAGAGAUGUUUUCCAAAAGAAUGGACAGCUUUUUGUCAUCUGUUUCAGACAUGGUUCAAAGCAUACAGGGAGAGUUGGAUGCUGAAGCUGAAAAAAUGAGGGUAUCCCAGCAGGACUUAAUUGCAGUUAAUGAAUCUGUUUACACCCCAGAUUCUGAUGUAACUUCACCUGCUAUCAAUAGAAAUCUCAUCCAGAAGGCUGGCUACCUUAAUCUUAGAAAUAAAACAGGUCUGGUGACUACAACUUGGGAAAGACUGUAUUUCUUCACUCAAGGUGGCAACUUGAUGUGUCAGCCAAGGGGAGCAGUAGCUGGAGGACUGAUUCAGGACCUGGACAACUGCUCUGUUAUGGCUGUAGACUGCGAGGACAGAAGAUACUGCUUUCAGAUCACUACUCCUACAGGCAAAGCGGGUAUAACCCUUCAAGCAGAAAGCAAGAAAGAAUACGAGGAGUGGAUCUGUGCCAUCAACAACAUCUCCAGACAGAUCUAUCUCACUGACAAUCCAGAGGCAGCUGCAAUCAAGUUAAAUCAGACAGCGCUGCAAGCAGUGACUCCCAUUACCAGCUUUGGGAAAAAACACGAAGUUCACCACCCCAGCCAGAAUGUAAAGAAUAUGGAAAAUGAUAAAAUAAUUCCCAACGAAUCAGCUGGCAUACAAGACUCCCCACAACUCAUUGCUCCUGGAACACCAAUUCAAUUUGAUAUCGUACUGCCUGCCACAGAAUUCCUGGACCAGAACAGAGGCGGCAGGCGUGCAAACCCAUUUGGGGAAUCUGAAGACAGCAGAAAAGAUGAGGAAGAUUCACUCUUGCAGCAGAUGUUCAUAGUUCGGUUUUUGGGAUCUAUGGCUGUUCAGUCAGAUGACACAAGUGAAGUGAUUUAUGAAGCUAUGAGACAAGUGUUAGCUGCUCGUGCCAUUCACAACAUAUUUCGUAUGACUGAAUCCCAUCUCAUGGUCACCAGCAAGAACUUGAGGUUAAUAGAUCCUCAAACCCAAGUUACGCGAACAAGUUUUGAACUUGCUACUGUGACACAGUUUGCUGCUCAUCAGGAUAACAGGCGACUGAUUGGCUUUGUGGUCCAUCUCAGCGAGACUCUGGGAGAAGAAUCCAUGAGUGCAUAUAUUUUUGAGAGCAACACAGAAGGAGAAAAGAUUUGUUAUGCCAUUAGCUUGGGAAAAGAAAUCAUUGAGGCACAGAAGGACCCAGAAGCAUUAGCUCAGCUGAUGAAGUCUGUCCCAUUAACAAAUGAUGGAAAGUUCAUGCUUCUGAAUGAUCAGUCAGCAGAGGAUGGAACCACACAUGAAGAAGGGGAGGAAUCAGAAGCAUAAAAAAAAACCUCUUCUGGUUUCCUGCAGCUUGUGCAGGAGCAGGAAAAGCAGGGAGUCGUUCUGCAAAACUUUGGUUUUCAGUAAUCUACGCACAGAGGCCACCUUCUGUCUUCCUGCUCCAGCCAGCAUGGCAGCGCUUUGUAGCGGUGUUGCCUCCGGUUUUACAGCAGAACAACAGCUGGACUUGGCCUUUGAGGCUUUUUGCAUUUGUGACUGUAGUGUCUGCUGGGUGGGCCUGGGCAGCAGCUGACAAUCUCUGGGAAUGUUUCAGCCUUGGCCCCUCGCUGCCAGCAGUUUGGAGAGCGCAGCUGUCAACCACCAAGGGUUAAUGUCAUGUCUUCCACUUGACAUGGCCAGCAACCUGCAAGUCCACUGAAAUUAGUGCAAGCUGUCAGCUCCUUUAACAAAUACCAGGCCUGAAGUUUCCUACCAUAGUCCAUUUUCAUAGUUUGCAUGAUUAUGUGCAUCUAAAUGAAGGUUAAAAAUGCACUAUUUACUUUAUUUUCAGAUGAAGUUAUUUUUAGUCUAGUUUAAGUAUAACAAGAUUUAUCUUUUGUGCUAGCCUAUUUACAAAACAAUUUGUUAAACACUAAAUUUUUCCUAUUAAUAUAAUCUAUUUUUAUAUUGCAUCUAGGAUAAGCUUACAAAACAAAUCUAAGUGCCUACUCUUACCUUUGUGGGGACCACACUCACCCAUUCUGUAAUUAAAUACUUGACAUAAUGCACCUCCUUGAUUUAUUAUUCUAAAUACCACUGACAUGCAAACAUCAGAAGUAGUCAACGAAUGUGGCAUGUUAGUUAUGUGCAGUUUUUCUAAGGUUAGGUUUCUUAAAAGUUAAGUUGCCAGAGAUGGUAAUUGUAGGACAAAUAAGUACUCUUAUAAUAAGAAUUCUUUGUAUUUUUAACGUGAUGGUGACAUACACCAGCUAGGUCUACCAGCAAUCUUUGGUUUUAAGAAACUGAGCAAUAAAAUGCUAGAUUAUAUGGUUAUAGUGUAUUGAUUAGUCUCAUAGUACCUUCCUGAAAUUAGAUACUGUGUGUAUUUGGCUAAAAAGUUUAGGUUUUUUUCCCCUUCCAGUUUAACCUGAAAACAUGAGAAACCGUACUUUGCAAGAGCAAACAAAAAUAGUUAUUGGGGGGUGGGAGGUAUGUAAUCUGUGGCCUAGUUUGUAUUAAGCAAGAUAAGAUAACUGGAACAAAUAGCUGAAAUUCUUCAAAUUUAAUUUAACUCUUCUCAAGCACUUACUAGGAAGCUAGAUUUUCUGUAUGCAGAAUCUGUGCUACAGCAUCUGAAAGAUCCCGCUUUGCAAGUGUUUGACAUGGAAUAAAUUCAAUUUAGCUGGUUGUUGAAUGUUUAAGAAAACCAUGGAAGGAAACUGUUAGUAACUGAUACAAAAACUUCUUCAUAAAUAAAAGUUCAAGCUGUUUCAUUAAAAAAGAUUAACACUUGCUGAACUGAUGUUACUGAAGACACUAAGAAUGAAGUUCUCAAAAUUACAUUUAUUAACACAGUUUUAUGUACAUAAUGUUCUCUACUCAAACCAAAGAGACCGAGGUAACAAAAUACCCUUUUGUACAAUGAGUUAGGAAACAUUAAGUGUUACAUUUGGUCCUUUGUACCUGAGAAGCUGAAAACAGCUGUUGUCGACAGACAUCAGAUGAAAACUCAAAUUUACUUCUGAUUACAGACUGCAUCAGGACCUCCAGAACCUACCCUUCAGCACCAGCAGUCCAACCCCAGUUGGGUGCUGCUGUAGCCAUCAUGUAUCACCUGUCAACACAAACACCUUCCAACCUUGGGGAUGAAAGCAAGCGAGGCAUCGCUGUGCUCCACUCCCCCCUAACCAUGGUGCUGGGCACAGCACCCCCAGGGCUUCUGGCAUCAAAGGGCACAGCACCGCAUCAGAAACAGGUUGCAAGAGCCCCAGGAGAGCAGCUGCUACCACUUCUCCAUGCAACAGCCUCAUCACAAGAUGAGGUUAUGUCACACAAGGGCAGUGGUGGCACUGGCCUUCUUGGGGAGACUGUUCUGCCCCCCACUCAAAGGAAAAAACCCACUAGAGAUCUGGCUUAUGUCCCUGCAGCAAACUCAUCAUCCUCACUUUAACACCUCUGGGAAUUUUGAGGGAGCUCAUUCUGUUUAGUUUGGGGGAUUUUUUGUUUUAACUCCAUCAUCUCCUUUCCAGACAACCAGUUAAGGUCCAUCUUGUGCCUAUAAUUGGAACAGGAGAGCAAAAGCAAUGCAAAUAGUUGUAGCACCACAGCAAGAAUUUUGCACCCCUUCCAGAUUCUCAUGGGGGAAAAUGAUUUAAUGUGACUCUCACUGACACAGAGGAGGGUGUCACAUCUACAUCCAGCACCCACUCUAUUUCAGAUGAGAAAAGCUUUCUGCAGGUAUCUGCUGCUCAAUGACAAAAAGAAGGAAAUAUAAACUACAAUCCUGUAUUAGCAAGAAUAGCUCUAUCACUGUACACAUUUGUGUGUAUGUAUAUAUUUUUGCAAUAUAUAGUAUACAUUCAGGUCUCCCGGAUUAAACAGGCUUCUAUAAAAAUAGGCUUAUGUCUUUCCUGUAGACUUUCCAUCACCAGAACCACACGAAUUUGUUAACCACCACACAUUAAAAAAAAAACAAACCACAGGUCAAUUUAUGUUCAACUGCAAAGUAUUACCUAUCCGAGAUGGUGUCUUUCCAAAAGAAAAAAAAAAUAGGAGAAGGGAAAAUACAAGUGCAGAUUUUAUUAGAACAUGGGUAAUAUCUUGACUGUACCUAGCUACCCUGCAACUCCAUCCUGGGGGAAACAAACACCAUCUAUAUGCGAUUCUGCAGUUGCUGUGGAAGAAGGAAAUGUAGUGCUUGGCCACCCCAAGCCAAGAACUUAAGUGACUUCAGAGGAGAUGGGAAUACGGAAAUAUGUCCACUGCAAUUGCAACAGUAUGGAAAUUAGCAGCAGCAGCGAGAAUGUUGAUCUCAGCAGCAAUGCUGAGCAUUCAGUGCGGGCACAAUUUGGUCAAAAAAGAAAGUUACACAAGUUAAAAAAAAUACCUGUAUCAAAAUAAAAAAGCAAAAAUAUAAAUCAAGUAAUGCAGCAUUUUUUAGGGCAGUCUCUGCAGUUAUCAUUGAUUAAAAAUAAAAAGUUUAAUGAGCUCAGCUGAUUUAAACAGUCCAUGAAACUUUUGUGUGAUGUUUCCAGAACCAACAAAAGGACUUUCAGAUCAGCCCAGUCUUUCCAGUUGCAACAAAACAUUUGUCCGAGCUUUCUGAAUAUUGAAGUGACUGGCAGGAAAGGGCAAACCAGAAGUAUGUCAGGAAUUGUCUUAACCAGUGACCCAAGGGUGAAUGGAACAAUUUGAACCAUUAAAACAUUACAUUUUUUGUAAUUGGAAGGGAUUAAAGAAGCUGGCAAGUAUGGUCUAAAAAAAAAAAAAAAAUACAGUUAAGAAUGCCAAAAAAUCCCUCCAAAAAGUAAUUCUCAGUUGGA